Malania oleifera is the source of this 2205-nucleotide messenger RNA. RefSeq names its product pentatricopeptide repeat-containing protein At3g25210, mitochondrial. The coding region runs from base 77 to 1363 and encodes 428 amino acids. Gene Ontology annotation, molecular function: protein binding. The record is from RefSeq and is a predicted model, not a curated record. Lineage: Eukaryota; Viridiplantae; Streptophyta; Magnoliopsida; Santalales; Ximeniaceae. The transcript has a single exon.
AAGGCCAAGGGUGAGCUUUGAAGUCGUUGCCUAGGCGUCCACGGCUGGGGAAAAGGGUCUUUGUGCCCUGUGCUUGAUGGGCUGUUGGCUCAUUCAUCUCCAAAUCCACUUUCAAAACCCCGAAACUGCAUUCCUGCAGCAGCCUUGUCUCGCUGCCUGUGUACCCCUUACAGCUUACCACCAAAAAUUGCUCAUGGUGCUCUCCUUCUCACGAAUCAGUGUCAGAAAACCAAAUCCAUUAUCUUAUCUCCUCCCUUACCGUUCCAUAUUUUCCUCACUCCCUCAUCUCUGCAACAACAGCAGCAACAACCCCUCACAGAACCCUAAAAUCCUAACCCCACCUCCACCUGAAAACUCCUGUCCCCCAGAUUCUCACCCCAGAACACGAACCCCACUUGAAAAGCAAUUCGAGACAUGGGUCGAGAAACUCAAGCCUGGAUUCACUCCCGCAGACGUCGACGAAGCCUUGCGAGCUCAAUCGGACCCCGAUCUCGCCCUUGACAUCUUCCGGUGGACGGCACAGCGUAACGGGUACAAGCAUAACCAUGUCACCUACCUCACUAUCAUCAAAAUCGCCAUUUCAGGUAGGCACUAUAAGCACGCUGAAACCCUAGUUGACGAAGUCAUUGCCGGGGCUUGCGAUGCGAGCGUGCCUCUCUACAAUUCGGUAAUUCGGUUUUGCUGCGGCCGGAAAUUUAUGUUCAAUCGCGCUUUUGAUGUUUAUAAGAAAAUGUUGAAGUCGGAGGAUUGUAAACCGUCACUCGAGACAUACUCAUUGUUGUUGAAUUCCCUUUUGAGGAGGUUUAAUAAAUUGAAUGUGUGUUAUGUGUAUUUGCACGCAGUAAGGUCAUUGACGAAGCAAAUGAAAGUUUCCGGCGUGAUCCCAGAUACUUUUGCUUUGAAUAUGAUCAUAAAGGCCUACUCAAAGUGUCUUGAAGUGGAUGAAGCAAUUAAGGUUUUUCGUGAAAUGGGGUUGUAUGGAUGCGAGCCCAAUGCAUAUACAUAUAGUUAUAUUGCAAAGGGGUUGUGCGAGAAGGGGAGGGUAAGCCAGGGUUUGGGGUUCUAUAAGGAAAUGAGGGCUAAAGAUUUGGUGGCCAGUAGUAGCACUUACAUGAUUUUGAUUUGUAGCCUCUCAAUGGAGCAAUGGUUCGAGGAUGCUGUUGAGGUCCUAUUUGAUAUGUUGAGUAAUUCAAAGUCUCCAGAUUUGCUGACUUACAAGACUCUUUUGGAAGGAUUGUGUCGGGUUGGGAGGGGUAAUGAUGCCUUUGAUUUACUUGAAGAAUCGAGGAAGAGGGAUGCUUUUAUGGGUGAGAAGACUUACAAGUCUUUGUUGAAUGGAUUGCACUUUUUAAGUCGGGAGUAAAUCCUGCCUCUACGACUCGUUAGAUUCAGAUGCCUAAUUCAAUUUUUCAAGUUUGGGGGAAGCAGGUUUUGAGACAUUGUUGAAUUGAAUAUGAUUCUUCUCGACUUGUGACAGCGGGUUGCAUAACAGAUUUGCUCUAUGGACUACACUAUAUUUCCUUUAUAUUUGUUCCUUUUCCUAGAUGACGGCCUACAAUGAUAGCAGCUGCUUGGCAGGUGGCAAUCGUGGUCUCUGCCUCACAUCACAUGAGAGGUUGAUAUUCAAAUGUAUGCAGUUCGUUUGCUGUAGAAGGGUUCAUAGUGUAUACGCUAUAUUGGCAUUUUGGGAUCGGGAUCAAGUUUAUUCAUUUGGAACACUUCUUAAACACUAUAUUUUGUAGGAGGUGAUAUCAAUUCAGUGUUGUUUGUCAUGGAUUCAGAGUUUCUUUUGUUGGAAGAGGACCACUUUGUGCGAUUGCCUGUUAUCAUUGGUUGGAACUGCAGGUGAAAUUCUCAGAUGAUGAUCAGAAAUUUGAGCUAGUCUGAAGGCCAUUGCAGACAGGACAUUCAUUGUUGUCAUUUCUGUCGUAAAAAGUACCAAAUUCUUGCUCAGUGACGAAAUCAAUGGUAUACAUUCAUUAGGCAUUUUUUGUUCAUCUUCAACAAAUGUUAACUGCUUAUGUAAUCAAGAUGGAAUCAAAUGUUUAGAUGGAAUUAGUCUAAUAAGGUGGGGUUAGCAGCUGCCAUCAAAGAGAGCAUGAGGUCUUGUGCCAAAAGAUUGGAAGUCUUGGACAUAACAGUAAUUAUGAAAUGCUUAUGGAUGCUGAUUACAAAGGCCUCUGCCAUUUGGGGCCUACGGAUGCA